UUCCAUCUAAUCACGUUAAGAAGAAAGAAAAAGAAUCCAUUUUUCGCAAAAUUUCUUGCAUCAUGAGGAAUUUUAUGAUCCUUUGCCUUGCUUUAUGCUUCAUUGGAAUUGUCUCUACAAAUCCUUUGAAGUAUGACUCAAUUUUUAACUUUGGUGACUCUCUUAGUGACACUGGAAAUUUCCUUCUUUCUGGUGCAUUAGCUUUUCCAGUCAUAGGAAAGCUACCCUAUGGUGAAACCUACUUCCGGCACCCAACAGGGAGGUGCUCUGACGGACGUCUAGUGGUCGAUUUCAUUGCCGAGGCGUCUGGAUUGCCACAUUUGCCACCCUAUCUAGGGCUUGGCAAAGGCCAAAAUUUCCGAGACGGGGUGAAUUUUGCGGUUGCCGGAGCUACGGCACUCAGUUCUGAAUUCUUUUAUGACAAAAAAAUUGGCCAAGUUUUGUGGACAAAUGAUUCACUGAGUAUACAGCUUGGUUGGUUCAAGGAGUUGAAGACUUCUCUUUGCACUACUAAACAAGAAUGUGACAAUUACUUCAAAAAAUCACUAUUUGUUGUGGGAGAAAUCGGUGGGAACGACUAUAAUUAUCCAUUUUUUGUGGGUGGAAGCAUUAAACAACUUCGAGCUUCUGUACCAUUGGUUGUUGGAGCAAUCACCAAAGCUAUCACUGUAUUGAUAGAAGAAGGUGCAGUAGAAUUGAUGGUGCCAGGGAACUUACCAAUAGGAUGCUCUGCUGUAUAUUUGACCUUAUUUCAAAGCCCUAACAAAGCAGAUUAUGAUAAAAACGGGUGUUUGAAAGCUUACAAUUCUUUCUCCAAGUACCAUAACAACCAGCUCAAAGGAGCUCUGGAAACCCUAAGAAACAAGUAUCCAAAUGCAAGAAUCAUUUAUGCUGAUUAUUAUGGAGCAGCCAAGCGCUUCUAUCACUCACCAAAACAUUACGGAUUUUACAAUGGGGUCCUCACAGCAUGCUGUGGAGGGGGUGGAUCUUACAAUUUCAAUAAUUUUGCAAGAUGUGGUCAUGUAGGUUCAAAAGCAUGUGUUAAUCCUUCUACUUACGCAAACUGGGAUGGAAUUCACUUGACAGAAGCUGCCUAUCGGAUUAUAGCUAUGGGUUUGAUCAAUGGUUCUUUCUCUACACCACCCCUUACGAAAUUUCCCCUUUAAUAACUCCAUCGAUUAGUUUCAUGGUUUGUCAUAUUUACAAAUAAAAAGGAUAUAUGAUUAUCUAAUUAAUGGAGUUCUUCUUAAUUUCUUGUGUCC
Molecule: messenger RNA, 1262 nt
Organism: Jatropha curcas
Lineage: Eukaryota; Viridiplantae; Streptophyta; Magnoliopsida; Malpighiales; Euphorbiaceae
Product: GDSL-like Lipase/Acylhydrolase superfamily protein
Molecular function (GO): hydrolase activity, acting on ester bonds
Source: RefSeq, a predicted model, not a curated record